Priceomyces carsonii is the source of this 1866-nucleotide messenger RNA. RefSeq lists its product as uncharacterized. Lineage: Eukaryota; Fungi; Ascomycota; Pichiomycetes; Serinales; Debaryomycetaceae. The transcript has a single exon. Gene Ontology annotation, cellular component: mitochondrion. The coding region runs from base 1 to 1866 and encodes 621 amino acids. The record is from RefSeq and is a predicted model, not a curated record.
AUGAUUAAAUCACAGAUAAGAGCUGUCUUUAGAAAGGGAAGAAGUUUACAAGCCCCCAGAAAGAGCUCCGGUGUCGUUUCUUUAGCUUCGAGAAGGUUCCUGUCAAGGUUAAGUUCCGAACCUGAAGAGCACAUCACCAAAUUAUCUGAUUCUAAAGACCCUAAAAGAACUCAGUUUUUUGAGUAUACAUGGGGAUCUUGGAUUAAGAAUGACAAACAAGAAAGGAAAAAAAGGGAAACAAAAUUCUCUAUCGAAGGUUUGACUGAAUUGGUCCAGAAUUUGAGUAAAGAAAAAUCAAAUUCUAGAAAUGUCGACAAAAGCGGCGAGCCUUUCAUUAGAGCUCCAAUUGAGCUAAAGGAUGGUUCCAGAGUCUUGACCGGAAACUUGUCGGACUCGAUAUUUGGUAAACACGAUGAAAUGCUAGUUAGGUCAAUUGCAAGUAUUCACGAGGGAAAACAUCAUAGAAUUUAUAAGGUCACUAUUUCAAGUGGUAAGGAAUUUGUGUUGAGAAUUCCUUACGCCUUGGCUUCAAAGGAGUCGCUUUCUCGCAAAAUAAACAGUGAGGUUGCAACCAUGGAUUUUUUAAGUUUAAAACUAGGCUUGAAGGUUCCAAAAGUUGUCGCCUUUAGUGGCUCACACCAGAAUUCCAUUCAAUCUCCGUUUAUUUUAAUGGAGUAUAUUGAAGGCGAUUUAUUAAUGAAGCAAUGGGAUCCAUUAGUUGAUGAUUCUGCUGUUGAUAGCAAGGUUAAAAAUAUAAUAAAAGUCUUUGCUGAUUUUCAAGAAAAAGUUCUUUCAUUCACUUUCAAUAAAUAUGGUUCUUUAUACUUUUAUGAUGACGUUUCUGUCGGAGAGCAGUCAACUUUACCUUACGAUGGUGAAGUGAAUCCAGUAUUGAAGAACAGAUGGAGAAUUGGACCAAGUAUUGAGAAGCUGUAUGCGAAGAACAAGUCAAAGUUACCAGAGAAAGUAGUCAAUCAAUUCAAUGGCCCUUGGGACAGAAAAUCUCCAUUAGAGAUUAUUAAAUCACUUGCAGGGAUUGAGCUUGAAAACGCAAAACACAGAUUAGCAUUAGCUGAAGCAGAUGCAGGUGGAACGGUUGAAGAUGCUGCAUUAUUGAAGAAGCAGAUCAGAACAUUUGAUCAUUUGUCUCUUAUCGGACCAAAGCUAAUCAAGCCUGACUCCAAAUCCAUAAUGAACGUUGAAGAGGUGUUUAAGCCCCGUUUGUAUUUACCUGACUUGGAUCCUUUGAAUGUUAUUGUUAAAAAUGACAAUUUCUAUUUCUUAGACUUUGAGUAUUCCACUAUUAAGCCUUUCAUCCUCAGUGAUUAUCCCUCUUUCAUUGCUUAUAAUGGAGCAAAGGUAUUUAAUAUCGAGGAAGAAAUUCCCGAGUUCAAGGAUAUGGAUGAAGCAGAGCAGCAGCAAUAUCAAUUUAUGUACUUUAAAACAAGGAAUGAGAGAUUAUGGGAACUUGAAUUGAAUUCUAGGAGGCACGAUUUAAUUGCGAUCGCUUCUCCUCAUAUAAAGUUGCUUAAGGCUCCAUAUUCUCAAGCUUUGGAGUUACGUAACGAUAAAGAUUUCUUGUAUGUCGAACAUUCAAUAAUUCAACUUCAAGCAAUGUGGGAAUCUUAUGUUGCUAAUGAAUUAUGCAACUCUACGGAUCCUACAUUCCCAAUCCAAUACACUGCAGAAGAGCUUGAUGAACACCAAUCAGAUCUCGAAGAGUACCAAUUAGAAAUCUUGUCAACACCUUUUGCUGCAACAGGUGGCUGGGUACCUCAAGAUAUGUUCGAUAAAUUGAGAGAUCAGGGUGUUAUAGUUGAAACAAGCGACGGAAAUUUCAAAAUUGAAACUGAGAAAGUCCUCUAG